UCCUUUUUCUCAUAAAAAAUACUAAACUUCAUUAUAUAUACAUACAUACAUAUAUAUAUAUAUAUAUAUCUUAUAAGUUAUAACCCUACCAAAUAGCAAUCUAUCAAAUGACAACAAUGAAGUGGUCAUUGUUGUUUUCUUGUUCACUAGUCCAACCAUUAACACUACUAGCUCUAGUACUCAUUGUACUAAUCACUACUUCUCACUUAGUUUCAUCAUCUUCUUCUCAUGACUACAAUGAUGCACUUACAAAGUCUAUACUUUUCUUUGAGGGCCAACGUUCCGGUCACCUUCCACCAAAUCAGAGGCUGACUUGGCGUGGUGACUCUGCCGUCUUUGAUGGCUCCGCCGCCGGCGUUGAUCUCUCCGGUGGCUAUUAUGAUGCUGGUGAUAAUGUUAAGUUUGGUUUCCCUUUGGCUUUUACUACUACAAUGUUGGCUUGGAGUGUUAUUGAAUUUGGUGACUCUAUGCCUUCCGGUGAACUUCUUAAUGCCGCCGGCGCUCUCCGGUGGGCCACUGAUUAUCUUCUCAAAACUGUUUCUCUUCCCGGCAAAAUUUUUGUUCAGGUCGGGGAUCCGAUAAAAGACCAUAAUUGUUGGGAGAGACCGGAGGACAUGGACACGGCAAGAACCGUGUACAUGGUGAGUGAAGAGAAACCGGGAUCGGAUAUCGCCGGAGAAACGGCAGCGGCAUUGGCGGCGGCAUCGAUGGUUUUCCGAUCACUAGACAAUGAGUACUCAGUCACAUUGCUACAAAAUGCUGUCCGAGUGUUUAAAUUUGCGGAUGAUUAUAAAGGUGCUUACAGUGAUGAUGCUGGAAUUAGAGCUGGUGUUUGCCCUUUCUAUUGUGACUUCGAUGGUUAUCAGGAUGAGUUACUUUGGGGUGCAGCAUGGCUAAGAAGAGCCUCACAAGAUGCUUCAUUCUUGACUUACAUUCAAGACAAUGGAAAAACUCUUGGAGCUGAUGACAAUAUAAAUGAGUUUGGUUGGGACAACAAACAUGCUGGCCUAAAUGUCCUUGUUUCAAAGGAGUUUCUUGAAGCUCAAGAGUACUCUUUGGAGUCAUACAAAGCUUCUGCAGACAGUUUCAUGUGCACUUUGGUACCCGAAUCAUCGGCCUCGCAUAUACAGUACACGCCCGGCGGACUUAUAUAUAAACCGGGCGGUAGUAACAUGCAACAUGUUACAACGAUCGCAUUUCUCUUGCUCACUUAUGCGAAUUAUCUUGAAAAAACUUCACAAAUUGUUAAUUGUGGAAGCAUUUCCGUUGGUCCUACUUCCCUUCGCCUUCAGGCGAAAAAACAGAUUGAUUAUUUAUUAGGGGAUAACCCUAUGAAAAUGUCAUACAUGGUUGGAUACGGAGAAAAAUAUCCGCAAAGAAUUCACCAUAGAGGAUCAUCAUUGCCAUCAAAAUCUAGCCACCCAAAGUUCAUUGCAUGUAAAGAAGGCUCAAUCUACUACAACUCUUCCAAUCCAAACCCUAACCCUUUGAUCGGAGCUGUCGUCGGAGGUCCCGGGGAAGAUGAUGUUUAUGAAGAUGAUCGAGCCGAUUUUCGGAAAUCGGAACCUACUACUUAUAUCAAUGCACCUUUGGUUGGUGCCCUUGCUUAUUUUGUUGCCAACCCUAAUUUGAAUGCAUGAAUAUUAUAGUACCUAUGUUUUGCUUGGAGUGUAAAUAGGAUAGUGUGAAAGAGUGUGGCAUUGCAACCCUACCAUACACAUAAAAUACAAGAGUUUGGAUUUGUUUGAAAUUUUCUUGCAUAAUAUGCAAAAUUUGUUUGAUUGUCAUUAUUUG
Messenger RNA from Dioscorea cayenensis subsp. rotundata (Guinea yam), 1794 nucleotides. RefSeq names its product endoglucanase 23-like. Gene Ontology annotation, biological process: carbohydrate metabolic process. Lineage: Eukaryota; Viridiplantae; Streptophyta; Magnoliopsida; Dioscoreales; Dioscoreaceae. The coding region runs from base 108 to 1640 and encodes 510 amino acids. The transcript is spliced from 5 exons. The record is from RefSeq and is a predicted model, not a curated record. Gene Ontology annotation, molecular function: hydrolase activity, hydrolyzing O-glycosyl compounds.